UCACUUUCCUGGCAUCUGAAUAUCCUCCCCUUUUUCUCCGGCGAGUUCUCGCCGGCCGUCGUCGAGAGCAAAAUCAUCAUUUCCCUUUUCCGUUCACUUAAUACCCUUUUGAAAAACCCUAAUUUUGAUCCGAUUCUUUCAGUUCACCGUUCAAUUCUUAUACUCAUACCGUUGACCUAACUUUUCAAUUCACCGAUUUCUUCUCCAAUUCUCUGAUUUCAUCAAUCCCGAUGGCAUUUCUUCGCUUCUUGUAAGGUUUUUACAACUCUCCCCGUUAGUUUCCGAACCCACAAUUCUCUACAUCUUGCUCGGUUUAUUACAAUUUGUUAUUAUGGCGAUCCGGUUCACCGUUACCUAUUCCGGCUACCUAGCCCAAAACCUAGCUUCAUCGGCUUCUUCGAAAGUCGUGGGUUGCAGGUUUUUUCACGAAUGUACUGUCCGAUCUCGAAUUUUCCAUCCACCAGCUCAAAAACCCGAAUCAAAUUGCUCCGAUUUCCGCCGGACCAAACCGAAACCACGGCCGGUGAGUAAUACUUACUCUUCCCGGUCGUUUUCGUCCAGUUCAGUGUGUUCGUCGUUUGCUUCUGAGCUUCUUGGCGGAAGUUCGAAUUCACCUUUGGUUGUUGGAUUGAUUUCGCUGAUGAGGUCUUCUUCUGGGUCUUGUACCAUGAAUGCUUUGGGGAUUUCGCCUUUGAAGGCGUCUUCCUUUCUUCCAUUUUUUCAGGGCUCGAAAUGGCUUCCUUGCAAUGAGCCCAGUAUUGGGUCCUCGGCGAGUUCCGAGGUGGAUAAAGGUGGGACUGAAACUAGGUGUAGUGAAAGUUUUGUUCGGUCGGAGCCUUUGUCCAAUGAAAUGAAGGUUUCCAAGAGCCGUUGGGUGUCAAAGUUGUUGAACAUCUGCUCUGAUGAUGCAAAAGCUGCUUUUACAGCUUUGAGUGUUAGCAUAAUGUUUAAGUCAUCUCUGGCUGAGCCAAGAUCAAUUCCAUCUGCUUCCAUGUCCCCUACUCUGGAUAAGGGUGACCGUAUAAUGGCUGAAAAGGUUUCAUAUUUUUUUCGGCAACCUGACAUUUCAGACAUAGUGAUAUUUAAAGCACCACCAAUCCUUCAGCAUAUUUUUGGUUGUAGUGCUGGAGACGUCUUCAUUAAAAGAGUUGUUGCAUUAGCUGGGGAUUAUGUUGAAGUGCGUGAGGGUAAACUGUUUUUGAAUGGUGUUGCUCAAGAUGAAGAUUUCAUUUUAGAGCCCAUUGCCUAUGAAAUGGAACCAGAGCUUGUUCCUGAAGGCUAUGUGUUCGUGAUGGGGGACAAUCGCAAUAAUAGCUAUGAUUCUCACGACUGGGGUCCACUUCCCGUUGCAAACAUUGUCGGUAGGUCAGUAUUCAGAUAUUGGCCCCCAUCCAGGGUGUCCGACACCCUGCAUGGAUCAGUAAUGGAGAAGAGAGUAGUUGCAGUUUCUUGACCCUGUCUAAGAUGGAGGUGUUCUACUGACUUCUUUCAUCUCUUUAUUCUUUUACUGAUCAUUCUCUGCCUUCUGGCUCAUUGGAUCAGCUGUAUAAUCUUUCCCAUCCCACCUGCUGUUGUUCGAUCCACAAUUUGAACAACCAACUUUGAGGAUGGAUUAUCUUAAUCCGCCUGUGUGAUUGUUUUUCUCAAGGGCCCUAUAUUGGGUGUUUCUGCAAUUUUAUGUAGUGGAAAGUCUCAGAGAUAAAGCUGAUCAUUGGAAUUAGCGACUCAGUUGUCAUGAUCUGAAGAACUGGAACAUUUUCCCUUUCUCCUAGACCGUGGAGUGGAGAACCAGACUAGGCGAGACACGAUAGUGUCUAUAUGGACCCAACAAAGUUUCAGCUGUAAAUCGUGACACAAUAUUCUGAGGCCGAACAUGUUUAAUAUUUGCUUGUAUUCGUGCUGAAUGUAGUGAAUUAUGAAGUAUGGUCUCUAUGUAACAAUUUUCUGCAGUGUUA
Solanum verrucosum is the source of this 1955-nucleotide messenger RNA. Its product is annotated as thylakoidal processing peptidase 1, chloroplastic-like. The record is from RefSeq and is a predicted model, not a curated record. Gene Ontology annotation, molecular function: serine-type endopeptidase activity. Gene Ontology annotation, biological process: thylakoid membrane organization. The coding region runs from base 332 to 1453 and encodes 373 amino acids. Gene Ontology annotation, cellular component: chloroplast thylakoid membrane. The transcript has 6 exons. Lineage: Eukaryota; Viridiplantae; Streptophyta; Magnoliopsida; Solanales; Solanaceae.